AGCAAGAUCUACCAGAAGUUAGGGGAUUAAGGAGGAGUGAGGGGUAAAAGUAUAAUUUCGAGUGGCAAUGAAGUGGCACGUUCACCUGUCGGCACAGUGGAGAAGAGAACAACAAACCUUCUUCUCUCUUGUUCACAUUCAUAAUUUGAUGAACAGUCUUCUUCUCUGAUGCAGAAACCCUCUCCCUGAAUCUUGAUUCUCUCGAUUUUCACACAAUCAAGAUUUGAAGCAACGUUUUGAGAAAAAUCUUUGACACCACCAUAUUUGGUUGGCUGAUUGUGGGAGGAAUUAAUUCCAGAGAUAUAUAGCAGGUGAUGGUUGUGCAACAAUGGCAAAGAAGAAGGGCUUGUUCACUGUAUUGAAAAGGAUUUUUAUUUCAGAAGCUAAUUCAGAAAAGAAAGAGAAGAGAAGAAAAUGGACAUUUUGGAAGCUUAGGAUUAAGAAAAGAUUACCUUCUAUUACAGCACCUCCAGAGCACAGAACAAGUAAUGAAUCGCACGAGGAACAUAAGGAGGAAAGUGUGUCAGAUGUGGGUGAAAUCAGCCAAGUGUCUUGUAGUCGACAGUUAGAUUCCAUAGAAGAGUCAAAAGGUUCAACAUCCCCAGAAACGGCUGAUCUGGUUGUCCAAUAUCAAAUGUUUCUAAAUAGACAGGAAGAAGUUCUUGCUGCUACUCGCAUUCAGACUGCUUUCCGGGGUCAUCUUGCAAGGAAAGCUCUACGUGCGUUGAAGGGAAUAGUGAAGCUCCAAGCAUAUAUCAGAGGUCGUGCUGUGAGACGUCAAGCAAUGACUACACUAAAAUGCUUGCAAUCUGUUGUGAACAUUCAGUCACAGGUCUGUGGUAAGAGAACACAAAUUCCCGGAAGUGCUCACAGAGAUUAUGAAGAGAGCAAUAUAUUCAAUGAGAACAUUCUCAAGGUGGACACAAACGGUCAAAAGAGAUGGGACGAUAGUCUUUUAACAAAGGAAGAAGCGGAAGCUGUGGUCAUGAGCAAGAAAGAAGCUUCACUAAGAAGAGAAAGGAUAAAGGAAUAUGCAGUCACCCACCGGAAAUCCGCGGAGUCAUACCAGAAACGAAGUAACACGAAAUGGAAGUACUGGUUAGACGAAUGGGUAGAUACACAACUAACCAAGAGCAAGGAGCUCGAAGAUCUCGACUUCUCUUCAAAAACAAAACCGAAAGACGAAACUUUGAAUGAGAAACAGCUUAAAACUCCAAGGAACUCAUCACCAAGAAGAUUGAUGAAUAAUCAUAGAAGACAAGUUUCAAUGGGUGAAGAGGAACAAAGCCCUGCCGCGGUGGCAGUCACUACUCCAACUUAUAUGGUUGCCACAGAGUCAGCAAAGGCAAAGUCAAGAUCAUUGAGCUCCCCAAGGAUAAGACCGAGAAGUUUUGACACACAGUCAGAGAGUUACUCGCCGUAUAAGAACAAGCUAUGCCUGACGACGUCAAUGAUGAGUGAAGCACCAAGCAAAGUGAGGAUAGCCAACAAUGGCAGUAGUACAAGGCCAAGUGCAUACCAGCAACGGUCUCCAGGGUUAAGGGGAUUUAACAUAGGCCCUUUGAAGUCAUGCAAUAAUAAUACUCUAUUGAACGAUCUCAGCAUUAAUUCAGAAAGAUCUCUACCGAGCUGGAACAAGCAGAGCAGCUUGAGAUGAGUGUGGAUAUUGAACCCUGUAUAUAUACAUACAUACGUUCCAAUGAGGGUUACACUCACAUCAUGUGUAUCAAAAUCUUGUUUUGGUUUUUGUUUACACUACUUUGUUUAUCUCAA
Arabidopsis lyrata subsp. lyrata is the source of this 1773-nucleotide messenger RNA. Its product is annotated as protein IQ-DOMAIN 1. Gene Ontology annotation, molecular function: protein binding. NCBI's taxonomy places the organism in Eukaryota, Viridiplantae, Streptophyta, Magnoliopsida, Brassicales, Brassicaceae. The transcript is spliced from 6 exons. Bases 329 to 1657 code for a protein of 442 amino acids. The record is from RefSeq and is a predicted model, not a curated record.